Syngnathus acus (greater pipefish) is the source of this 1551-nucleotide messenger RNA. Its product is annotated as protein SSUH2 homolog. The record is from RefSeq and is a predicted model, not a curated record. The transcript has 12 exons. NCBI's taxonomy places the organism in Eukaryota, Metazoa, Chordata, Actinopteri, Syngnathiformes, Syngnathidae. Bases 109 to 1176 code for a protein of 355 amino acids.
UCUGCUCUGCUCGGCUCUGCUUGGCUCUGCUUGGCUCUGCUCCCCUUGCACGCUACAGAGUUGCAACAUCUUGGGUGUGUUUGCCGUCAAAAUUUGUUCUUGAGCAGGAUGAACACCGCAGCCAUGUACCCGCCCGUGGCCGCGCCCACCAACACAUUCCCCAACAUGCCCGGGUACGAGAGCAUGGGCCAAGGCGGAGGCUUCCUGCCGCCCCCCAUACCCGUGGAGCCGGUGGCCCCGCCCCAACCGGGCCCCGAGGCCGACCACUGGAGCAUCCCGUCCUUGUCUGAGGACGCCGCACGCGAGGCCUUCCAGAGCUUCGUCGCGUCCAACUGUUGCUACAGCAAAGCGCCAGCCAACGACGGAGUCAUCACACAGAUGGAGCCCUUCAACACCUACAGGUAUCGACUAGAGACUUUCACUGAAUCUAGAUCAACCGAGUGGGGCAGCAAACCUCAUGAAGGCGAGGCGCCGGACUUCUACACCCAGACGGCCCCCCGUCCCUGGGAGAUUCAGGCCACGCCCCCUAACAUGUUCGACAAUCACACGGAGCUCAUCCGCGUGCCUUACACCUCCUCCAUAAAGGAUUGCCACGACUGCAAUGGGACCGGUAAGAAGCCAUGCGAGGAGUGCAACGGAAGCGGACAUAAAGCGUGUUGGGUGUGUAACGGCUCGGGCACCAAAGACGAUCAGAACUGCUCCCACUGCAACUCUACAGGCAAAGACAGAUGCAGGAAGUGUGACAGUCGCGGCUACGACAAUUGUGAGACGUGCAAGGGAAAGAAACAACUGCUGACCUUCAUCCAGCUCAAAGUGGAGUGGACUAACCAUGUCGAAGAUCACGUGUUGGAGCAGAACAGCGGCUUGAAGAUUGACAACCUGCGUUCAGUUAGCGGAAAGGAGCUGUUCAAGAACAACCAUUACCUGGUGUACCCGCUCGUCGGUUUCCCCGAGCCUGCCGUCGGCGAGGCGUCGGCACGGCUGGUCCAAGAGCACCAGAGCAAGUACACCCAGACCUCCAGGAUCCUGCAGCAGAAGCAGACAGUGGAGUUAAUCCCCAUCACCAAAGUGAGCUACAAGUGGAAAGGUGACUCUCACGUGUUCUACGUUUUUGGCAACGAGCAGCAGGUCAGCGCCGCCGACUACCCAGCCAAAUGCUGCUGCGUCAUCCUCUAGACCCGCCUCUUCCAAUGCUGGCCACCAAACACACAAAACAAAAAGUGCAAAAGUUGUCGGAUCGAGAUCGUGGAUGGUCGCAGGUGCGGAGGCCUGCAUUAUCUUGGAUUCAAACAUUUAUACGCUGUGACUGUCGGAUUAUAAACACUAGUGCAAUUCGUUUUCUGAUGUGUCAUUAAGAUUUUAUAAUGUUAAAACUAGACUCUUACUAGUAGAAUGAAUUGGUACCUACUAAAAACCUCUCAAAACCUGGACACUUUGCUUGGACCGUCUCACUCUUCGCUUAGACACUCAAAUUAUGAAUCCAUCAUCAAAACACAAUUUGUUACAGAUGGCCACUAAAGUGUGCGACGCGGUGCGCACCAGACGUGCUAA